Tricharina praecox is the source of this 2898-nucleotide messenger RNA. RefSeq names its product DEAD box helicase. The record is from RefSeq and is a predicted model, not a curated record. Gene Ontology annotation, cellular component: nucleus; nuclear RNA-directed RNA polymerase complex. The annotation marks the transcript as partial. Gene Ontology annotation, molecular function: zinc ion binding; helicase activity. The transcript is spliced from 3 exons. Gene Ontology annotation, biological process: regulatory ncRNA-mediated heterochromatin formation. Lineage: Eukaryota; Fungi; Ascomycota; Pezizomycetes; Pezizales; Pyronemataceae.
UGGCGAUUCAUACCUGAGGUCCCUACAGUGGAGGAAUUGUUGCUGGAGGACGUGGAAGUGCCGACCAAUAUCACUGAUGCGGCCUACGAUUCUGUCGACGAUUACCUUGGAACACACUACGAACUUGUGCGGGAGGACACCCUCGCUGGGUUGCGGGCUGCUGUCCAGCACGUCCGGAAAAACCCACUCUCCGAUGACACCCGUGAAAUCGCCAUCUACGAUCAUGUCGAGAUUCAAGGAUUGACGUUCGCCUCCAACCAUGGUGUUUGUGCGAAAGUCUCGUUCUGGCUGAACCGCGCUGGAAAGCAGAUCCGAUGGCAGCAGAGUAAACGCCUCAUUCCGGGCACGUUGGUCUGUUUGUCGAAGGACGAUUUCAAAACAUUCAGAAUCGCUACUGUGGCUGCGAGGCCGAUGUCCGGUGUCGAGAAGAACCCGCCUGAAGUUGACCUCCUCUUUGAAGGCGAGGGCUUGGAAGUCGACGCCAAGGUUCCGUGGUUGAUGGUGGAGUCUAGGAAGGGCUACUUCGAGGCCUCCAAGUGGGUUCUCAGGUCUAUACAGAGAAUGACUGAGGAGAACAUGCCCCUGAAGGAGCACAUAGUCUACCUCGAUAAGGAUGUCGGCCCUCCAAAGUACCUGGUAGAAAAUCCGGUGUACAAUCUGACUGCCAUCUUUCCCGAUGCCCGCGACCAGGAGUCGGUUGAAGAAGUCGACAUCCUUGAGGGCUGGCCCAAGAAGGUCGAGAGUAGCUUGGACAAAUCUCAAACCGAUGCCCUUAGGACGAUCCUCACCAAGCGAAUCGCCGUCGUGCAAGGUCCGCCGGGAACCGGAAAGACGCAUACCUCUGUGGCGGCGCUGCAUGCGAUGUUAGCCAACAUGACAGCCGACGACCCGCCGGUGAUCGUUGCGUGCCAGACCAACCACGCCCUGGACCAGCUUCUCCGUCAUGUAUACAAAUUUGAGCAUGAGAUCAUCCGUCUUGGUGGCCGAACCCAAGACCGCGAAGAUAUCAAGAAACGGACGCUGUUCAACGUGCGCAAAGGCUCAAAGGUCAAAGUCAUGGGCCGCGGUAUGCAGUCUAUCUUGAAGGAUAUGGACGCAGUUCGCAACAAAAUGACUAAGCUACUCGCGCCGCUCGCGGCUGACCUGAUAUCACCGGAUGCUCUCUUCGACUUCAAAUUGAUCAACGAGAAUCAGAGGCGGAGCUUUAUCAACGGGGCAAGCGGCUGGGUUCACGCGGAGGGGGAUAACAAGCCGACGUCACCGAUCGCCACAUGGCUCCACGGCUCCCUUGAGGCGUUGCCAGAUUGCCCAGAUCUUGGUUACGGCGUCGAGGACCCCGAGAUCGAUUAUGAGGCACUUCUGGACAUGGAAGCGGAAUACGCCCCACAUGACGACGAAGAUUUCAAGGAUGAACUCAACGGCUAUGAGUACACCCUGAAGCGUGCCUACGAAGUGAAAAUUCCAGAUGGAAUUGAGCCUAAGGAGCUCAAACGCGCGCUUCGAAAACAGGACGUCUGGAAUCUUCCCGAGUACAUGCGUGCUGCGGUCUAUCGUCACUGGGAGGCCGAGGCGGUCAGAUUGAUCCAGGCCAAGCUGCUGCCCAUGAACAAGGAAUACCAGAGACUCUCCCGCGAGCUCAAGGUAUCCCGGAUGGAGAGGGAUUCGUUUCUGCUGUCGCAAUCCAAACUCGUCGGAAUGACAACCACUGGUCUGAGCAAGUAUCGCACCUUGGUCGCCUCGGUCAAGCCAAAGGUGAUUUUGAUCGAAGAAGCCGCCGAGUGUCUGGAGGCGCCCGUGUUGGUCGGUUGCCUGCCGAGUGUUCAGCAUUUGAUCCUCGUCGGUGAUCACAAGCAGCUGAAGGGAAAGGUCAACGAGAUGGGACUGAUGGGUGACCCUUACAACUUGGACACGUCGAUGUUUGAGCGUUGGGUGCAGAACGAGAUGCCGUAUGUAGCCUUGAGAACCCAGCGUCGUAUGCGGCCCGAAAUCCGCGAGAUUCUCGAACCGAUCUACCCUAACCAACUCAAGGACCACGAGUCUGUGCUCGGUAGAGACCAUGUCCAGGGCAUGGGCGGAAUCAACAUGUAUUGGCAUUGUCACAGCGCCGACGAGGAGAAUAUGGCCGACACGCCGUCCAAGUGCAAUCCAUUCGAAGCCGAAUCCAUCGCCAAGUUUGUCGAGUAUCUAGUGCUAAAUGGCGUCGAACCGGAGAAGAUCACGAUCCUCACUUUCUACACGGGGCAGAAGUCGUUGCUCUACAAAACGCUUAAGAAAACUGUCAAUUUCAGGUUCACGAAUUUCAAGAUCGCCACAGUCGACUCGUAUCAGGGUGAGGAGAACGAUAUCAUUAUUCUCUCCCUCGUCCGGUCCAACUCCCACGGCAACAUCGGUUUCCUGGCCAACGAGAACCGUGUAUGCGUCGCGCUCUCCCGCGCCCAGCGCGGCUUCUACAUCUUUGGCAACGCAGCCAUGGUAACCCGCGCCGACAAGCUCUGGUGGGACAUCGGCUCGGUGCUCAACCAGCCGCCCGCCAAGAUCGGCUACACGCUACCUUUGACCUGCCACCGCCACAAGGAGCGCACGCUCAUCGAGGGCCCCAACAGCUGGGACGACAUUUCUGGCGGCUGCCGCCAGCUGUGCAAGGAGCUGAUGGCCUGCGACCACGAGUGUCCGCUCCGCUGCCACCCGUUCUCGCACGAGCAGUACCGCUGUCUCGCACCCUGCCAGCGCCUCAGCCCCAAAUGCGGCCACCAGUGCGCGAAACUCUGCUACAUCGAGGAGUGCGAGUGCGCGGAAUGCGACCGAUCCGCGAACCCGAAGGUCCGCAGGAUCGAGAUGGCCCCGAAGAUGCAGGAUCAGCAGCUGGGUGCCGAGAAUGAUCCGUGGAAUAUGGGUUAG